Messenger RNA from Prorocentrum cordatum, 3270 nucleotides. The record is from the annotation of a GenBank genome assembly. Lineage: Eukaryota; Dinophyceae; Prorocentrales; Prorocentraceae.
AUGGUGGACGAGGGGAGCCGCUGCCCGUUCCUGCUCGAGAACGAUGACAGCAAGUUGGUCACGUGCAUGUGCAACUACUAUUCGCUGGGCCAGGCGGAGCUGGCCCGCGCGCUGCUCCGCAUCGUGGCCAGCCGCAGCCUCGCGCGGGCCCUGCGCAUCGUGAAGACCAUCAUCUGGCACGGGCCCCCGAAGCACUGGCUGUGCUCCGUCUUCGCGCCCUCUUCUGCGCACGUGACAUGGAUGUGCCUCAUCGACUUUCAGGACCUCGUGGAGACACACAUGAAACGGCCAGCGCAGCUGCCGCCGUGGCUGCUGAAGCGGCUCGAGUUCGAUGUGCUGAUCGCCCAGGCGCUGCUCGACGGCGCAGCCAUCCAGGCUCAGGCUCUCACCGCCGAGGUGGCCAGCGAGCUUCGCGCAUACCACGCCGGCCUGCUGUGUGCCACAGGGCAGGAGGAGGACCUCCCUCCAGAGAUGCAGGUGCCGUACUCGUUCAAGCUGCCAGCGCUGUCGCUGCUCCAGGUGACUAACCAGGUCUCUCCGUACGUGAACUUCUUGCCUGCGCACACCACAGACAGGCACGAGCAGGUGGAUCACCUCGCCAGCGGCAACGCCAGCCUCUCCAAGGCCGCCGUGCAGCAGCUCUACGACCUCUGCAAGAGCCAGCCGCUGCUCGGGCGCUGCGUCGGGCGAGCGCUUGCGCCCCCAGGGUGCGCAGCGGCGCUCACCACCGCGCGGCGCAUCCAGCAGAUGUGCCUCGGGCUCACCGCGGACUCGCUCCUCCAAUCCCUGAAAGGUGACGCGUGGCGGUACCUGAAGUUCUUGGAGGUCAGCGACGCGAUCGGGAGCCCGCAGCCGCUACUGGAGCUCUUCAGCGUGCUGCUGGUCGUGGUCGUCUCGGACAUCCGCCCGACGCCGGCGCUGCACGCACGGCUUCAGGGGCUCGUCUCCAUGGCGACGUCGACGCUGAGCGCGACCGCGGCCACAGGUGCCGGCCCAAGCGUGGCCGCCGACAGCGGCGCGUCUGUCGUUGGCAACCUCGCCUCGGCAGUGGUCGGCUCGGGCGUGGUCGGCACGGGCGCGGUCGGCGCUGGCGUCGGGCCUGGGACCCUCGGCGGGCCCAGCGCCCCGCCGGGCACUCUGGGUGCCCAGGAGGCCGGCGGGGGCCCUCCAGAAGGUGGCGAGGGCGACGGAGGCGCCCCUGCCACUGGGCCCGACGGCCCGCACCUGGGCGCCCAGGCGGGCCCCGCGGGCGUCGCGGUGACGGGGAGCACCGCCGGCGCAAGCACCGCAGCUGCUGCCCGUACGCUCGCGGAGAUCUUCGCGCAGGCCCUGCCGGCCGAGGGCGGCACCGGCACCAAGCCGUGGGAGCACCUGCGGCAGCUGCUCGCGGCGCGGACCAGGGGCGCCGCAGAGGAAGCCUACGGAGCAGCCGGCGCCGGCGGCGGCGCCGCAGCGCGCUCGUCGGCCCACAGGUUCAGCAAGUUCCUCAACCGGAUCCGCGGCGAGAAGAGCAUCGAGGACGACGCCCUGCAGGAGGACCUCGGCGCCGCCCCGCGCGGCAGCGACGGCGGCCGCCACCAGUUCCACAGCGAGGGUGCGAACGGGGCAGAGGGCGGCGGCGGCCAGCCCGGCGGAGUCGCGUGGCAGGCAGCGGGCGACCGCCCUCGCGCCAAGGCCGAGCUCAGCGCUGUCAGCGUGGGCGGCGCUGACGGCUGGGAUGCCGACGGGCCUGCAGAGGCGGCCCGCAACGCGUUCUUGCACCGCACGCAGAUCUACGAGGCGCUGCUGACCCACGAGUCUGGCGCAGGCGGUACCCAGACGGCCCUCCGGCUCUUCAGCGUCCUUGAGGACGAGCUGCUCCGGCUGAAGGCGGCGCAGAGCCCCCUGCCGCCCGCCUUCGAGCUGCUGGAGCCCUCGGACGCCGACGCGUACCUGUUCAAGGCGCCGCCCAUCACCUUCUGGGACGCGUACUUCGAGUUCGUGCGCGUGGCCGGAGUGCACUGCCUCGAGUACGUCGUGCACGCCGCGGUGAAGUUCAUCCGGCAGCACGACUUCUGCGCGGCGGCGUGGCUGCUCGCCCCCUUCCCGCAGCUGAAGCCGCUGGUGGUGCUGCUGUGCUGGCCGGAGUUCGACGGGGACGUCGGGAGCCGCCAGAGCCUGCUGGACACGCUCUGGAAGAGCUACACCGAGGAGACCCGGGAGGACCCGAGCAGGACCGGGGACCAGCUCGUGGACCACUGGGUGGAGGUCCUGAACUACCGCCUGAGCGUCUCCUGGUGGAUCUCCAAGCUCAAGGAGGAUAGCCGCAGCGCGCAAGGCCAGGCCGAGCUGGAGAAGUUGCCCGGGUACCGCGCUAGCGCCCACGAGCGGGGCGGCGGCCCCGGGGCCCGCAGGAAGGAACCCGCGCCCCCGUCCGCCGGCGUCGGCGCCGCGCAGGAGCAGGGCUCGGAGCCAGAUGCGAGGCCGCUGGCGCUGGUGGCCGCCGACGUGCUGAACAGGGUGAAGUCGCACAGCAUUCUCUACGUGAUGCGGCCGGACCUGCCGAUGGUGGAGAGCCACACGCUGCUGUCCGCGCUGCAGUCGCUGCCGCCCCUGCGGCAGGCUGCCGCAGCGAUGGAGCAUUCCUACGACCUCGACCUCGCCCGCUGCUACUACACGGUGCGCUGUGCCACCUACCUGGUUGAGCGCUGCGUGCCCGCUGCGGGGGCGAAGGCCGUCUCGUUUGACAGCGUCAUGCCGGGCAGGCAGGUCAUAGAGGAGGGGAUGAACGAGCUAAACCGCCUCAUCAGCUCCAUAGAGCGCACCCCGCUGAAGGUGUCCAUAUUCCUGAUCAUCUCCUCUCUGUGUUUCAUGCGGCGGCGCUACCUGCAGCACGACGGGACCAUGCGCGGCUCGGCGGCCGCGGCGCAGCCUCCGCCCUCCGGCGCAGAGGCCGCCUCCGAUUUCCUGGUUCCCCCCGGCGUGAUGCUGUCGCUGCUGGCGCUGCUGAGGCACCAUCUGCAGGCCCUGGUCGCCCAGGAGGGUACCUCCGACGGGUUGCCGGAGGCCUCCGCCGAGCAGCUGCGUGGUAUCAUCCGGAACCUCUUCCAGUUCACGCAGGAGACGAUCUGGCGCAUCUUCAUUACCCUGCGCUCCCCCAGGACUUCUUCACCCACUCCCAGCUCACCUCCGCGGAGGGCUCCAUGCAGCUGCGGCCGACGCGGCGGGCGGGCCUCACGUCCAUCGCGGAGGACAACGCCGCGGAGUGGGCGCACGCGGUCGGCGCCGUGA